AUGAUGAAAAACCACACAGUACCCACUGAGUUCAUUCUACAAGGGCUGUCAGAUGAUCCUGAGCUUCAGAUUGUGAUUUUUCCCUUUUUAAUUAUCACAUAUAUAUUAAGUGUCACUGGAAAUUUAACCAUCAUCACUCUCACAUUGGUGGACUCCCAUCUACAGACCCCCAUGUAUUUCUUCCUCAGGAACUUCUCCAUAUUAGAAAUAACCUUUACAACUGUCCAUAUCCCUAGAUUUCUGGGCACAAUUUUUACCAGAGAUAAAACUAUUUCUUACAAUAACUGCACAGCUCAGUUGUUUUUCUUCAUUUACAUGGGUAUAACAGAAUUUUACCUCCUAACUGCCAUGUCCUAUGAUCGCUAUGUGGCCAUCUGCAAACCUCUGCAUUAUACAACUAUCAUGAACAAGAGAAUCUGCAUACUACUUGUGUUUUGUGCUUGGCUGGCAGGGUUCUUAAACAUCUUCCCACCAGUUAUUCUCUUUCUUCAGUUAGAUUACUGUGGCUCAAAUGUCAUUGAUCAUUUUGCUUGUGAUUAUUUCCCCCUUUUGCAGUUGUCUUGCUCAGACACGUGGCUCCUAGAAGGUAUUGGUUUUUAUUCUGUAAUAGUGAUUCUGCUUUUCACUUUAUCAUUAAUAAUUCUUUCCUACAUGCUCAUCAUUAGGACAAUUUUGAAACUUCCUUCUACCAGUCAGAGAAAAAAGGCAUUUUCUACAUGCUCCUCUCACAUGAUUGUCAUUUCUAUCUCUUAUGGAAGCUGCAUAUUCAUGUAUGCUAAUCCCUCUGCAAAAGAAAAAGCAUCAUUGACCAAAGGAGUAGCUAUUCUCAAUACUUCUGUUGCUCCUAUGAUGAAUCCAUUUAUAUACACCCUGAGGAACCAGCAAGUAAAGCAAGCCUUUAAGGACACCAUCCAAAAGUUGAUGCUUUUCUCAGAUAAAUGA
Castor canadensis (American beaver) is the source of this 942-nucleotide messenger RNA. Lineage: Eukaryota; Metazoa; Chordata; Mammalia; Rodentia; Castoridae. The record is from RefSeq and is a predicted model, not a curated record.